This is a messenger RNA of Drosophila rhopaloa, 1798 nucleotides long. It is a transcript of the gene Ucp4A, whose product is annotated as mitochondrial uncoupling protein 4. The record is from RefSeq and is a predicted model, not a curated record. Bases 460 to 1488 code for a protein of 342 amino acids. NCBI's taxonomy places the organism in Eukaryota, Metazoa, Arthropoda, Insecta, Diptera, Drosophilidae. Gene Ontology annotation, biological process: response to cold; mitochondrial transport. The transcript has 5 exons. Gene Ontology annotation, cellular component: mitochondrial membrane.
UGUUGCACACUGGCCCCUUGUGUUAUUGUUUUUGUGAACUUUUUUGUUUUAUUGCGGUUAACUACAGGUUUUAUACAAUAGCCCCACAAUAUCUGGCAGGAUAUAAAUAGAGCGGAUUUCGCAGGCGGGUUGGACUAACAUGAUAAGCCGCCUAGCGCGUGCCAGCGAGUGUUUUAUACAUAAGAGCGCGAUUUUGAUUUGCCAUUGCCAUUGUUGUUUGUUACGCCUCCUACCACAAACCCACAAACAAAAAAAAUACAUAAAACCUUGCCAAAACGUUGUUGUUAUGUAAAUUCACGGAAGCAGAACGUUGGACACAAAGGCACAACCAUCAUCUGCAUCCGGAAUCCGCCAUAAUCUGCGUGCUCCCCUUUGGGACACAAAGCGAAAGGUCGGAGCACCCGCAAGCAUCACGCGAUUGUGAAAGUUUCACCUGCCCAGAAUCACCCCUGCUCGGAAAUGGCCGCCAAGGCCGAUGAAUCCUCGCCAGCAGUCACUCCCGGUGGCAGUAGUAGUCCCAGUCCCGUGCCCUCCAGUGGACGUCACCAGCUGCGGCCCGUGAAGUUCGACUAUGCGGACUCCUUUGCCUGCACCUACGUCGUGUCCGUGGUGGCCGCCUCCAUCGCAGAACUGGCCACCUAUCCCUUGGAUCUGACCAAGACGCGUCUACAAAUCCAGGGCGAAGGAACCGCGCACCCCGCCGGAAAGUCCAAUAUGCAAUACCGCGGCAUGGUGGCCACCGCCUUCGGGAUUGCGCGCGAGGAGGGCGCCCUGAAGCUGUGGCAGGGCGUGACGCCAGCGCUCUACCGACACGUCGUCUAUAGCGGAGUGAGGAUCUGCAGCUACGACCUGAUGCGCAAGGAGUUCACCCAGAACGGCAGCCAGGCGCUGCCCGUUUGGAAGUCGGCGCUAUGUGGCGUCACCGCCGGAGCCGUUGCCCAGUGGCUGGCCUCGCCCGCUGACCUGGUUAAGGUGCAGAUCCAGAUGGAGGGCCGGCGACGGCUGAUGGGCGAGCCGCCAAGGGUCCACUCCGCUGGCCACGCCUUCCGGGAGAUCGUCCACCGGGGCGGAGUGAAGGGCCUGUGGAAGGGGAGCAUCCCAAAUGUGCAGCGAGCGGCGCUGGUAAACCUGGGCGACUUAACCACGUACGACACCAUCAAGCACCUGAUCAUGGACCGUCUGCAGAUGCCCGACUGCCAUACGGUCCACGUGCUGGCCUCGGUAUGCGCAGGAUUCGUGGCGGCGAUCAUGGGCACGCCAGCGGAUGUGGUGAAGACGCGGAUCAUGAACCAACCCACUGAUGAGCAUGGGCGGGGCCUGCUGUAUCGCGGAUCCGUGGACUGUCUGCGUCAGACGGUGGGCAAGGAGGGAUUUGUGGCGCUUUACAAGGGAUUCCUGCCCUGCUGGAUUCGAAUGGCACCGUGGUCACUCACCUUUUGGCUGUCCUUCGAACAGAUACGCAAGAUGAUCGGCGCUUCUGGCUACUAAGCGUUGCCUCAAUCUAUGUUUAGGUGUAGAUGUACAUACUGGAUGAUGUAUAGUGCAGUUCGUUCAUUGCCCCGCCUCAAAGUUGGUCCUGACCCUCUUUCCCGUGCCUGAAUACCUUAAAGCCAGGAUGUUGUGCGACUCCUGGCAAAGCUUAGCAAAUGCUCUGCUCUGUCCAAUUUUAGUCUGUUAUGCCAGAGGGUUUUUCCUACUCAGAUCUUUCGGGUUUCUUUUUCCUAUAUUUUGUUAUUGUUGUUGCCUUAAGAAAAUCAAAAACCUUACAAUAAAGCGAGAAACUUGUUAUUUCAAAAAA